CAUCUCCAAAAACCACUUCUACCACCUCACACAAAGGAAAGCACUCCCGACAUGGCUUAAAGAAUGAAAGACAACCAAAAAAAACUCAAAGACCAUUGAAAGCGAGAAUUCGACAAUCACAGAAAAACCCCUUUAUACCUUUUCGCAACACCCUCCUCGUUCAUUUCUUCCCGGUCCUCCAUCAUUUGAUUUUCCAAUUGUCUUCAUCUGGCACAACAACAACGCAAAAAAACAUCGCAACCCUCAGAAGGGAGAGAGAGAAACCCCACUCGAGCAUCUAGUCGUCAUCGACGACCCCUCUUCACCAUGGCAUCCGUAUCCCAGCUACAAGCCAAGAUCCGAAGCCUCGAGGAAGAAAAUACCAAUCUCAAGGCCACAACACUCACCGGAAACGCUCUCCAGGAACGCCUCCAGCGACUCGAGGAAGAAAAUGCCGCCCUCAAGGCCCAAUAUCCCACCAAGGAGUUCCGUCCGGGGAACAGCCCUCCCGAGGCACUGCGACACUCCAUCGAAGCGAGUCUCGACGAGGCCGCUUCGCAACACAGCAAUCUCCUCGCGGAACUCCGGGGGUCGAUCGCGUCCAAGUAUAGGGAGACGCUGACCUACUUCGUCGAGGAACUUCAGAAGAGCUUCACUUCGGCUGUCAAUAGUCAGAAGGAGCUGGUGGACUGGGAACGGAAACGAGCUGCCUGGCACCGGACGCGUGCGCAGCAGUUGAGACGUGGGCGUGAUACUUACCGAGCGGAGGUUUAUGAGAUAACCAUUGGAGAAUAUGGAGACAACGUGGAUCGUAAUACCGUUGACCUCGUUGAACACAUGAACCGCCGAUUGGACGCUUGUCUCGAACGUUUGAAGCUGGGAAUGGUGCCGUUCGAUAUUGAUGAUUAUCAAGAUAUGGAUGAGGUUGUGGCUGAUAACACAUCCAGCAUACCGAGUUACAACCGGUCAAAUGGCCUAGAUUAUCACAUCGAGAAAGUGGAAGAGGCCUUGGACAUCAUGGAACUUCAAAGCAUCGAGACCCGAGAGAAGGACAAGAUGAUCAAACAAGUCCAGGAGAAAAACGCCAAGUUGAAGCAGCAGCUCAACACGGAGAAACUGAUCAGGAAGAAUCCCUUGUAUCUCGCUUCGAAGCUCGAUCGCGAUCUGGUUGACCAAUUCAUCGAUAAGUUCAAAGACGAUGAUUAUGAAGUCACCGACGAAGAUGCAGCACAGCUCUUCGACUACUGCAAGGACCUAGCUCUGCGGUUGAAUCAAGCCAAUAGUAAAUCCAAGCUGCGAAAGGACAAGAUUUAUAGCUUGGAGAUGGAGCGUCAACAACUUAAAGAAACGCGCAGGGAACUCCAGAGAGCCCUUGACGCGGCCAAAGCCGAAGCUCUCGAAGCGAGCAACAAACUUCAGGUCCAACGCCAGACGGGCCUCAACCAACCCAGGAACAUGACUCCGGAGUCACUAUACGAAGAGAAUCCAUAUGCGGAGGAGGUUGCCAAAUACAAAGACCAGACGAUCAAAAAGUUGAGAAUUGACCUGGCCAGAGUCAGGUUACGGGUGGAGCAAAUGCUGAGCGAUGGUCUUAUUGACAUGGAGCAUUUGAAAGACGCCAACGAAAAACUCGCAGCCUUGGGUGUCACGGAUGGCGGCGAAUCAACAGAAGAGAAACGCAAGCGAAUAUCGACCGAUCGCAAUUAUGUAACGAGGGCAGAGCUGACAGAGGCCAAUGUGGCAUUGGAAAAAGCGUUGCUUGACCAAGCAACCAUUAUUGAUGAAAGAGAUGCUGCCAACGAGAGACUUCGGGAUCUAGGGCUCGAAAUCAAAAAUUGGGAAGAAGGCCUCUAUACGUCAAAGUCCGACGACAAAAGCAGGAAGGAACUAGAAAAAGCCCUUAGCCGAGCCAAUAAGAAGAUCGCUGCGCUAGACAAGAGAUCCGCAUCAACUAAUAACAGCGAUACACUAAAAGGACAAGUAGCCGACCUUCAACAACGCAGACUAGCGGAUGCCGAGAAAAAGCUGAAGGACUGUGAAGAGAGGGGCGCAGCAGUUAAGAAAGCAGCUGAUAACAUGCAAAUGUAUAACGCCGAAGACAGGAAACGACUACAGAAACAAAUCGAAGUUUGGAAACGGGCAUUGAAAGAUUGUGAAGAACGCGACAAGUAUACGGGAGACGAAGAGUUGUUUGAGGAACUCGAAAGAUAUCGCGAAACGUGUAAAAAGAUGGUUACCGCUGCCUACGAGCGAGCCCAGAAACCUGAUGGGAAUGAAGACUUCAAAACCCGAUUUGAGGAAUUCCGCAAUGGAAUGGAGGAAGAGAAAGUUCUAUCUGACAAUCUCAUUAAAAGAAUGCUUGCCUCAGCAGGCGAGAGAUUCCAACAACUUAGAGAAGCGAAGGCUGAACGGGAUUCUCUGCGCGCUCGGGUCAAGGACCUCAAAGAGAAGUUGAGAGAUUGUGAAAGACGCAAGAGUCGCACAAAGUCCAAGUCUGGGGAUGACAUUCUUGACGAUUUGAAAGAUGAAUUGGCCACUACCAGAAAGCAGUUGAAGGAUCUCCUCGAAGACCGCCAGGGAUCCUACGUUGAUUCGGCUGAGGUGGAUAAGCUGAAGGAGGAAAUCAAGAGGCUCACUGACGAACUCGAAGAGAAGACGGAGGAUCACAAGAUUGCCGAGGAUGAAGGAAUGGACUGUUAUAAGAGGCUCGUGGUCGUCGAUCAACAGUUUGAUGAACUCAAAGAGAUGUACACGAAACUGGGAGCGCAAACGGAUCGAGAUAUCGCGAAAGCUCAAGGCGAUAUUGAUAAAGCCUUCGCAGCACGCAGGGCGGCCGAAGCCGAACUCCGAGAAGUCAAAAAGGCCCUGACCAGCGGCGGGUCCGAGUCGAGUCCUGGCAGGUCUGAGAAGCUACAGGACAUCAUUGACUCGCUCCAAGAGGAUAUCAAUCUCUAUGAGGAUAGAGUGGACCAACUGAACAGAGAAGUCGAGGAGCUGCAGGCCAAGAACAAAACGCUCCGGGAGGAACGAACCACCUUCAGGAAGGCCCUCAAGGAGGAACCCAAGGAGUUGAAGGAGGCCGAGAAGAAAGUCACGCAGGCGCUCGAGGAAUCCAAGAAAAUCAUCCUCGGCCUGGAAGCCGAUUACCAAAAUGAACAGAAGGUGACGGCCCGACUGAGGAAGGAGCGCAGUCAAUUACAAGACGUGCAGGCGAAACUGGAUGCCGAAAAGGCCCGGGCCGACCGACUCCGAGAGGAGCUCGAGCAAUGCCGACAAGAACGCGACGAGGCGCCCGAAGUGGCCGAACUCGAGUUCCAUCUCGAUCGUCUCGAGACCCAUCGCAACGACAUGCGAGACCUGAUUAUGGGCCGUUUGGGCGAAGAGGUGACGCUCCUGAUGGAGCAGGUCGCCGCCGCGGCUGACAAGACGACUUCCGAGGUGGAUGAUGUGGCCAUCGAGGGAGGGGACGCGCCUAAUAACAUUCCUGAUGAAGAGGACGAGGAUUUUGAAACACGCAACCACUUAUACGAUCAUUUGGCGAGGAUCAAGCAAAUCGGCGUCGAGUUUGACAAGCUCGUUGGCGCAGCUGGAGGGAUCAAGAUCAAGGAAUCAGGCGACAGCAACCAAAGUGCACAGUGGUUGGAAACCAUUACUCUCUUAGAAGCCGAGUGGCAAAAGAAAUGCGACAAGGAGAAGAAAGAUCUCAGAAAUAGAUUGGCCGCUUCGGAGAAAGGUAAUUCUUCACCAUUCAUUCCAUCACACACAAACUUGACUUGACGAAUGAGAUACUAACAUCCAUCGAGAAAUAGCAAAACUCUUGAAAGGCGGCACAAAAGAAACAAAACAAGGGGGAAAAGAGCCGUCACGCCGCUCCACGAGGGCUUCAGCAGCAAGGUCCUCGAAAAGGAAAGCCUCGGAUUCCCCAUCUAAGCCAUCUACGAACAAGAAGAGGAAGUCCAACCCCUGA
Hymenoscyphus albidus is the source of this 3946-nucleotide messenger RNA. The record is from the annotation of a GenBank genome assembly. Lineage: Eukaryota; Fungi; Ascomycota; Leotiomycetes; Helotiales; Helotiaceae.